AUGGCUUUGGAGCUAUUUAUCGGCCUAGCGACAGCAUCGUUGUUUGCAAUGCUACUAGUAUGUGCCAAGAAGAAGCCACCGCCACCGAAAAGUGUCAAGAAACCGGUUGGUGCAAACAAUAAACAGUCAGUCGCUGCGAACGCAGCUCCAGCACCCGCUGAAGCUAAGCAAAAUGAUAAGCCAGAGCCUGUAAGAAUUAAUUUUGCUUUUUUCGUUUUUUCUAUUCAUUUUGUUAUAUAUGUUCAUGAUUAUUUGAUUAUGUUUUUUUUUUAAAUAUGAAAGUUUUGUUGGUUUAAAUAUUAAAGUACAGUUAUUUUUAAAUACAUAAGGUUUCAAUUAUUAUGUUCACAUUGAAAAAAAUUUAGUCAGAAGAAAAGAAAGCCGAAGAAGUUCAAAAGUCAAAGAAAGAAGAGGAAAAAGAAAAGGUGGAAGAAAAUGCUGGUACGUAAAUUUAUUAAUUUAAAAUAGCAAUUAUUAAAGGUUGUAUUUCUUGUGCUAGGUCACAUAUAUUUUUUAAAAAUUAAGAACUUAAGUCUUAAAAACAUUACCAAACUUUAAGAUAUUUUACUUAAUUAUUAUGCUUAAAAUUUUAUAGGUGGAACAGAGAAAAAAGUUGAAAAAACGCAACCACCUGAAUCGGACGCAAAGAAGAGCGAGAAGAAUUCUAAGAAGGCCAAGUCGAACAAAAGUAUGAAAAAGUCCAAGAAGUCUAAGAAGACGAAGAAAUCGUCGGAUAAAGAUGAUAAAUCUGAAAAUGACAAGGAGCCCGAGCCCGACGGGCCAAAUUCUGAAAAAACUCAGGCAUCGAAGACCAUCAAAAUUCGACAUGACGACGAUACUAUCAAGCACAUUGAGUCCAUCAAAGAAGACAAAAACAAGUCGGAAUAA
Messenger RNA from Bursaphelenchus okinawaensis, 888 nucleotides. The record is from the annotation of a GenBank genome assembly. NCBI's taxonomy places the organism in Eukaryota, Metazoa, Nematoda, Chromadorea, Rhabditida, Aphelenchoididae.